AUGAUUAAUUUUGCUCAAAUUCCUGCUUGGUAUUGGCAUUCCAUAGGCGUAUCUAAAUAUUGCAUUAAUAAUAGAGGUCCUUUUCUUCCGAAUUUAUGGGUUCUUUGGGGCAAUGAAUUAAUUGCAACUGUGAUUUUUGUGUCUGAUCAAUGCAUUGCUUUGGAGAUUUCUUGUUAUCAGUCUUCUGUUUAUAUUCCUGCCAUUUAUGCUAGUACAUACUAUGUGAAGCGUCGACAGCUUUGGGCUGAUCUCACUCAUUUGCAAGGAUGUUUUCACGGGCCGUGGCUUUAUAUGGGAGAUUUUAAUGCUAUUUUAGGAGCUCAUGAGAAAAGGGGCAGGCGCCCUCCUCCUCCAUUAUCUUGUGAAGACUUUUUAAACUGGACAAAUGCUAAUAUUCUUAAUCACUUGCCAACUCUGGGUACUUUUUACACAUGGACUAAUGGUAGGUUUGGUGAUGAAAAUGUUGCUCUUCGACUUGACAGGGCGGUUUGUAAUGAAAAAUGGAUCAAUUUUUGGCGUAGUUCUAAUUGUGCAGCUUUAGUCCGUCAUCAAUCUGAUCAUCAUCCUAUUUUGCUUUCUCUUAUUUAUUCCACUGUGAAGCAUGCAUCUCCAUUUAAAUUUUUCAAAGCAUGGAUCUCUCAUGACGGUUGUAGGCAGUUGGUGUCUGACACUUGGUCGAAGGGUGUUCGCGGUCAGGGAAUGGAUUUAGAGGCACAAUUGUUAUUGACAAAAGCUCUAAAUGUUCAGGAAGAAUUAUGGAAAGAAAAAGCGAGACACCAUCAGUUUCUUAGUGGUGACCGCAACACUGCCUAUUUCCAUAAGGUCUCCAAAAUCCGAGCAGCGACAAAAUCUAUUUCUCUUUUACAGGAUGGUGAUAAUGUCAUAACUGAUCCCACUGCUAUAGAGUUGCAUAUUCUUUCUUAUUUUCAGGAAAUCUUUAGCAUGGAUAACAAUUGUGCUCAGAAUACUAUGGUGGAUGAAACCAUUCCUUCCCUAGUGUCCGAAGAUGAUAAUAAUAUGUUGUUGUGCACUCCUUCUCAUGAUGAAAUUAGGGAGGCGGUUUUUGCACUUAAUGUUGAUGGUGCACCGGGUCCGGAUGGUUUUGGAGGACAUUUCUUUCAAACUUUUUGGGACAUUGUUGGUCUUGAUGUGGUUCAUUGUGUUCAUGAAUUUUUCCUAGGUGGUGUGCUGCCCCCUAACAUUAAUUCUAAUAUGAUUGUGUUGAUUCCAAAAAUUCCAGGUCCUAGGACUAUGGGUGAUUACAGACCUAUCGCAUUGGCAAACUUUAAGUUUAAAAUUGUUACUAAAAUUCUGGCAGAUAGACUUGCAAGAAUCACUUCUCGGAUUAUUUCUAUUGAGCAACGGGGUUUCGUCCGUGACCAUAACAUUUCUGAGUGCAUUAUUAUUGCAUCUGAGGCAAUCAAUUUGCUAGAAAAAAGACAGUAUGGGGGGAAUAUCUCUCUCAAGGUCGACAUCUCCAAGGCUUUUGACACUUUAGAUUGGAAUUUUUUGAUCAUGGUGCUGCAUAAUUUCGGUUUCUCCCCUAUUUUCAUUAAUUGGAUUCUUGCUAUUUUACAAUCUGCACGCUUGUCUAUUUUGGUGAAUUGCAAGGCGGUUGGGUUGAAGAGCAAUAUUCGGGAGCUUCUUAGUAUUUUUUAUAGAUACUCCGAGGUAUCGGGACAAAUAAUAAAUAAUGCAAAAAGUCGUUUCUUCACAGGAGCUAUGACUGGUUCUCGGACACACAUGAUUGCUACUAUGUUGGGUUUCUCUUUGGGAGCAGUUCCUUUUCAAUACCUUGGUUGUCCCAUCUUUCAAGGUAAACCAAAGGUAACUCACUUUCGCAUAAUUACGGAUAGAAUAAAAAGCAAAUUAGCUACUUGGAAGGGACGCAUUCUUUCGAUUAUGGGCAGGGUGCAGCUUGUAAAAUCUGUAAUUCAUGGCAUGAUUGUCUACUCUUUCCAUGUAUAUCUAUGGCCUAGAAGGCUGCUCCGGCUUCUUGAUUCAUGGAUCAAAAAUUUUAUUUGGAGUGGAGAUGUUCUAAUGAAAAAAGUUUGCACGGUUUCGUGGAAAGUCAUGUGUCGGCCGUGGGAUGAAGGUGGGUUAGACAUCAAACCUACGCGCUUGAUUAACGAGGCUUUAAUUCUGAAAUUAUCUUGGGAUUUAAUUGCACAGGAAACACAGUGGUCUAAUUUAUUCAAGAGGCGAUUUUUCUCAAACGGUCAGCCCUCCAUGCGUUAUUUUAAAUCCUCGGUUUGGUCGGGUAUUAAAAUACAUAUUGGCACGGUUAUGAGCAAUUCAUUGUGGAUUGUGGGAAAUGGAAACAAUAUUCAUUUCUGGACUGAUAAUUGGUUAGGUGUUCCUCUUGUGGAUUUGAUGAAUAUUGAUGUUGAUUUUCACGGACAUAUGAAAGGUAUGGUGUCGGAAGUUAUCGUUAAUGGAACCUGGAACAUACCGGCAGUAAUUUCAGAUUUUAGGGACAUUAAAGAGCGCCUAGAUGAUGUCGUCAUACCUCGUACAUAG
Messenger RNA from Medicago truncatula (barrel medic), 2520 nucleotides. RefSeq lists its product as uncharacterized. NCBI's taxonomy places the organism in Eukaryota, Viridiplantae, Streptophyta, Magnoliopsida, Fabales, Fabaceae. The transcript is spliced from 3 exons. Bases 1 to 2520 code for a protein of 839 amino acids. Gene Ontology annotation, molecular function: catalytic activity. The record is from RefSeq and is a predicted model, not a curated record.